Messenger RNA from Branchiostoma floridae (Florida lancelet), 4792 nucleotides. RefSeq lists its product as uncharacterized. Lineage: Eukaryota; Metazoa; Chordata; Leptocardii; Amphioxiformes; Branchiostomatidae. The transcript is spliced from 5 exons. Gene Ontology annotation, biological process: regulation of transcription by RNA polymerase II. Gene Ontology annotation, molecular function: DNA-binding transcription factor activity, RNA polymerase II-specific; RNA polymerase II transcription regulatory region sequence-specific DNA binding. Gene Ontology annotation, cellular component: nucleus. Bases 594 to 4211 code for a protein of 1205 amino acids. The record is from RefSeq and is a predicted model, not a curated record.
GCUUUCAAAACCUGACCUUGAAUUAACCAAGGAGGUUUUUUUUUUAAAACCUAAGUCUAGUAAUUGAAUCAACUGAAGCAGUACUUUGUGGUAUACGUAAGUAAAGGAGGAAGUGGGUUCUUUGACCCUGUUUACACCAGGAUUAACUAAGUAGUGCACAGGGUUGAUCCGGAUUUGCAGAUCCUGGUAUGACAGUCUUCUGAAUUUCAUCUGGCUAUCUUAGAAUUAUAUAUCUAAUUUCAGCAUGACCAAGGAGGUUUUAUAUAGUCUCUAGGCCACACCAAUUUAAUUUCUUUGUUCUUGUACAUGUUGCUCUGGUCUUUCGUAAGGAAUGGGCAGUACUGGUUGAGUGAGUUUCCUGAUACUAAUUAUAAGUUGAAGCAAGGACGUAAUCAGAUGCAUGAUAAUUGUCUGUGUGCUCUACUUUUAUAUGUAUUCAACAGUUCGUGUUAUUUUUAGUGACUAUAAACUCAGGUUAUUAGGUUGGUUAUUGGGUGGGCAGACUAUUGUGUCAUUGCAGCCAGGGGCUGAAUUGUGAGUAGCUUACAAUAGGCAGGGCUAAAUUGCUAUACUUUUAAUCCUAAGAGUGGAGAAUGUCGUCGACGUUAACGGGAGUGUGCGGCCUGUCUUGGGAAGUGACAAUGUCCGUUCUACCCAGACUCUACAUGGAGGAAGUUCUGUCUGAACUGCAGAGGAGGAAAAUUGCGGUGGCGAGGGAGAAAGUCCGCCACUCCGACCUCUCCCGCCUCCUACACGAAGUCAUGGUGCGUGAGUACGAACAACUGCAGCAGCAUCUUAGGACAUUUUACAUACACACAGAAAAAGAAUUCUCUCCACAAACAAGAGCACAAGAGAUUCACUAUGUACACGGCCACCAAAGAAAUUUGCCCGGAUCCCAAGGUAUCAAUGGCAAUGCUUCGCAGGGCGUUGCCCGGAAUUCUCCAAACCAAGAAAAUUUGCUCGGAACCCAGGGUAGCCAUGGCAACGCUUCGCAGGGUGUUGCCCGGAAUUCUCCAAACCAGGAGAAAUCACCAACAAUGGCAGUGCAAGAAAAUAUCCCAGCACAAACUGUGGCAAAAAAUACCUUGCCAGGGAAUUUGCAAGGAAUGCAAGGUGUCAACUCUUCUCAGGGUAUUGUCCAGAAUUCUCCAAACCAGGGAAUAUCACCAAUCACAGAAAGACAACAGAGUCUCCAACCACGUGGCAAGUUUAUUACUUCACAAAAUGUUAGCCAAAAGUCUACAGACCAGCUUGUGCAAGGCCCUUCACCAAUAACCUCAAUGCAGCAAAAUCUCCAAGCCCCAAGUGCAGAAACUUCACAAAGAGCACUAAAUACUUCGCCAGGGAACUUGCCAAGAAUCCAAUGUGUCUAUAGCACCGCUUCACAGAGCAUUCUCCAGAAUUCUUCAAACCAGCAUGGAAUGGCACUAAUAACAGCAACACAACACAAUCACCCAGCAGUGUUUCCACAAGCUAUGGGGAAAAAGAGUUCUCCCGGAAAUGUGCGAGAAACGGAAGGUUUGCAUGGGAACGCAUCACAAAGUCUUGCGCAGAAUUCUCCAAACCCACUUGUCCAUGGAAUCUUACCUGUAGUUACAUCAUCAACACAACAUGAUAACCAAGCGCAGCUCAUACAGACUGUAAGAACUUUAAAGAAUAAUGUGGCAGGGAAUUCAGGAGGAAGGCAAAGCAACACACAACAAAGUGUUCCCCAGAAUACUCCAGGCCAACCUGUGCAAGGAACCUCACCAACAACGGCGACACAUCAAAGUCUCAAAGUACAUUUUGCACAGUCUCUAGCAAAUCUAAAGAAUAAUUUGCAAGGAAUAAAGCCAAGUAUCGUGACUACACGCACAGGUGCUCCCGUACACGGAAAAUCCUUCACAUACAGCCAGCCUUCGAGACCACAGAUGCAAGUCAGCCCCCAAGUUCAGUCCAGUCCAGAGGCCAUGCCUCCUCAACUGGCACAAAUGAUCAGGAACGGUCCAAACUUGCUGAAUACACCUACUGGACUUUUGAGGGGACAUGCGAAUCCUGUGGUGAAAUUUCCUUCGGGGGCCUCGGCAGGACAGCCAAGUUCCCAAACUUCAGCCCCAAUAGAUCCCGUAGCCUGGGGCAGAUCGUUCAGCUCCACAAUGAAGUCUCAACAAGAGGCUGAAUCUGGUCAGCAAGGUCUACAAAAGGACGUGGUCACUAACAGUAACAGUUCCAAUAGCAUCCAUGCAAAUCUCUUGGGGGAAGUUCCUUCUGCAGCAAGACAGCCAAGCCCCCAGCCACCAGGUUCCCAAACUGAUGCCCCGAUAGACCAAUGUGCCUGGGCUAGAUCAUUCAGCAUUGCAAUGAAGUCUCAACAAGAGGUCGUAUCUGGUCAUCAAGGUCUACAAAAGGGCGUGGUCACUGACAGUUCCCAUGGCAACGCAUCACCGGGUGUGGUUCAGAGUUCUCCCAACCAACCUGAGCGAGAAAGCUCACCUGAAACAGAAACACCACUACAAAAUCUUCAAACACAGUUUGAACAAGCUGUCCAGGAGGCAAGAAAUAGUUUGCCAGGUGCAAGUAUGCCAUUAGAUGUUCACGCGGGGCAAGGGGGUGCAGACAGAAGCAGUACUUCUGAUACGUCUUUCACAAUGGCACAAACCCUGCAGGGCACCAGUGUACAAGACAACAUGCACAGCAACACAUCUCCUUAUGAUGUGGGGCAAGUUAAUCAGAUUUCAGAGCCUACGGAAGAUAGGACCAAGAACCAUGACCAUCAAGACAUGCAGGGAACUUUUCUCACAAACAAUUGUGACGCGACAACAGAUGUCAGCUUUCACAGUGCAGCUACAAAUGCUGAGAGAGAAGAAGACAAAUACAAUGACACACGCUCAACUAAUGCUACAACUCAAGAAAGUGUGGCAUCUCAACAAACGUUUCUCACACUCAACCAGCAAUCUGAGCACAAAACAUCUGACAUGCAUGACUCUAUAAGACAACACUUACCAGAACAAGACACUACUCAAUCCUCUCAAGACAAUGGUAGGGAACAUUCAGUGCAAGAACCCAGCGAGACAGAGAACACACACAACCUUCCCUCAUCAAAUGUGGUGGUAAAAAUUGAACAAGAGGAUGACUAUUGGUCAGUUCCUUGUACGACGAGCACAGCUAACAGUCAUGUUUCGGACAGCCCAUCACCGUGUGUUGUUGUCAAGACUGAAAAAGACGACAACAUUGAGACAGAUUCUACCCUACCUCUCGAUUACUCAGCGGGGACGUCGAUGGAAAGAAGCAGUACUGUGAGAACAGAGAAUGACUUGGAGGAAGCUUGGAGGCAAGAAAGGCUGGAUGAUCAUUCAAGUCCAGAACAAUCUCAAGUCACAACUUCAGCCCCAGUACAACAAGUAAUGCCUCAGGGUCUUUCUAUGACUCACACAGAUCAACAGGAGUCUACUUCUUCAUCUUUAACCUUGUCUGAAUCUUUAACAAUAAGGACAACACCGUCACAAGAAAGUAGACACUAUGCUGUCCACAGCAGUGCAGGGCUCCCAGAUCUCGACAUGAAUGCUUACGAGUUUCGGGACAACUCAAGAAACCUGUCACAGAAGAGGAAAACCGUCCGAGCGCUUCUUGAUGACUUGAAGAAAGCCAAGCAGUUGAAAUCAGAUGGGGUAACCAAUGAGGAGGACCCUAUGGGGAUAGUGAGCGCCAUGAAAGAUUGGAGAGAAGGCAGACGGUACAGUCAGACCAACAGAAGAGAGGAUGUAGGUCCUUCAGUGCCACUGGUAGGGGAAGGCUCCGUUCAGCAGCUAAGAACUGGGAAUAUGCAGGGUGGAGAGCAGUUUUCCUUGGCAUCAGCUGAAGCAGACAGGACAGUGAGGGCACCUAGAGGCGUCCUGCACAAGUGCAUGUUCUGUCCGUUUGAGACCAGACUGAAGACAAAUCUACAGUAUCACCUUCGGGACCAUGCAGAGAUCAACGUCUACAGGUGCGGAAUGUGCAGCUUUUCCGCGGCAACCAAGCAGACGUUGGACGACCAUGUGGCCACGCGACAUCACGAGGAGCUGCCGUUCAUGUGCGGGGUGUGCGGGUACCGGACGGGUGUGAAGGAAAAUCUUAGUACGCACAUGUGGGUGGUGCACAAAGCAGGGAAGAGUUUUCAGUGCUCGCUGUGUGAAUACAGCACAAGCUACAAGACCAGACUGGAAACCCACAUGAUCAACCAUCAUUUCUAAACUCUAGGUAGAGAAUCUGAGUACACACAUGUGGGUGGUCUACAAGGCAGGGAAGAGUUUUCAGUGCUCGCUGUGUGAAUAAAGCACAAGCUACAAGACCAGACUGGAAACCCACAUGAUCAACCAUCAUUUCUAAACUCUAGUUAGGCCUUUAGUUAUAAUCUCCAAGCAGAUCCUACGGUAGCAUAAGAUAGUAUUAAAAGCUGGUAGAAGAGUGAAGCCAGCCGAGGAGUGUGGCUACCAGUGGCUGAUACUCCCUUUGACAAUCUGUACUCCUUAAGCAGCUUUGAUUCUAUCUGAUGCCAUGGAUAAAUCUGCUUGGAGAUUAAUGAGUUAGGCCAUGUUGCAAUGACAUUGGAUGACAUCUGCAUGGACAUCAUUUUUCAUCUGUUGCAAAAUAAAUUUGACCAUACUUCAUAAGAUCAUACGAAGUAGCUGCAUAAUGAGCAAAUAUAUGCCAUAAGAUGGAAAAGAAUUGGAUACUGAUUUUAUAGAAAUUGCCCAUUUAAAAGUAUAAGGAUUAGGGGCUAUAUGUGGAAAUUAUAAACUACAGCAGUGGAGAAAAUUAGUCUGUUUAACGU